Amborella trichopoda is the source of this 1475-nucleotide messenger RNA. RefSeq names its product WAT1-related protein At2g39510. NCBI's taxonomy places the organism in Eukaryota, Viridiplantae, Streptophyta, Magnoliopsida, Amborellales, Amborellaceae. The record is from RefSeq and is a predicted model, not a curated record. Gene Ontology annotation, cellular component: membrane. Gene Ontology annotation, molecular function: transmembrane transporter activity.
AUUUAUUUGGGGCUUGGGGCUAUAAAAUGGGAUCCGUUUCUCCAUAACUCACCAUUCGAAGAGAGUGAAUGGAGGGAUAAUUAAGAGAGAGAGAGAGAGAGUUUUUAGAGAGAGAAAGAUGGGAGGAGUGGGAGGACAUGGCCCUGUUCUUUCUCAACUGGUUUAUGCGUCGUCUCUUGGGGUUAUGUAUGUCCUCAUCAAGACUGCUUUUGAGCAUGGCAUGAAUCGCUACGUUUUUGUAACUUACAGACAGGCCUCCGCCACACUCUUCAUUGCUCCCUUUGCUUUCUUCGUCGACAGGAAAAAUAUGCCUCCCCUUCGCUUUAAGGUUUUGUUUCACAUCUUCAUAAUGGCGCUCUUGGGGAUCACACUAGAACAAGUUCUCUAUUUUUGGGGCUUGGAGAACACCACUUCAACUUAUGCUGCCACCAUAUCAAACCUCAUCCCUGCAAUCGCCUUUGCCAUGGCCUGUCUCCUAAGAUUGGAGAAGGUGAAUAUCAAGAACCCAAGGGGCCUGGCUAAGGUCAUUGGCACUGUUAUAUGCGUUGGAGGUGCUAUGGUCAUGACAUUCGCCAAGGGUCCUACCCUAGAAUUCUUUCAUCACAUCAGGACAUCGAAAUCCCUUUCUGAUAUUUUGGGUGCCAAAUCACUAGUUGAUACCAAGGAAAACUUGACUUUGGGCAUAAUUUUGCUCAUAAUAAGUGUUAUUGCUUAUGCUUCAUGGAUAAAUUACCAGGCUUGGGUUUUCAAGGAUUACCCUGCUCAACUCACCUUGACUGCACUCAUGUUGCUCAUGGGUACUGUUCAGUGUGGUGUGGUUGCUGUUAGCUUUGAAAGAUCCGCGGCAGCUUGGAGACUAGCCUGGAAUUACAGACUUCUAACAUAUAUCUACAGCGGUGUUUUUUGCUCGGCUAUGGGUUUCUUUAUUCAAAGCUGGUGUAUCAGCAAGAGAGGCCCCAUCUUUGCUGCUGCUUUCUACCCUCUAAGCUCGGUUAUAACUGCUAUUUUGGAGCCUAUCUUUCUCCAUGUUGAUCUCCAUGUUGGCGGCGCUAUAGGAAUGUUUAUGACAAUUGCUGGGCUUUAUGCUGUUCUAUGGGGAAAGGCCAAAGAUAAGAAAGGCGGCACCAAAAUAUUACCCACCGAAAUGAAAGAUGAGUUAUUUUUAAUUUGGGAAGCAGGGGAGAGACAAGAGCAAGUAGUGGAGAUGCCCAAAGUAAAGAACCAACUGGGUGACAGAAACAUUUUGUCCAAAGAAAGCCAAGGAGGAGACAAUUGCACAUCAUGUUCUCUCUAAGAUGAUGGUCCUCGUAUUUAAAAAGAAAAAAAGCCAAAUUAAGUAUAAAUGUUGUUGUGAUUUACCAAAUGUAAAAAAAAAAAAAAAUGGCAUCAAGUAUAUUUGUUGUGAUGUAAGUAAUCUCACCAAAUGUAACAUAAAGGCCCAAAUAAUGAGAAAUAAAUUUUCCAUUUUUUGGGAA